Messenger RNA from Thalassophryne amazonica, 1702 nucleotides. Its product is annotated as glutathione S-transferase omega-1-like. The transcript is spliced from 4 exons. The record is from RefSeq and is a predicted model, not a curated record. Gene Ontology annotation, molecular function: glutathione transferase activity; glutathione dehydrogenase (ascorbate) activity. Gene Ontology annotation, biological process: glutathione metabolic process. Lineage: Eukaryota; Metazoa; Chordata; Actinopteri; Batrachoidiformes; Batrachoididae. Gene Ontology annotation, cellular component: cytoplasm. The coding region runs from base 151 to 678 and encodes 175 amino acids.
UUCACAUUUGUGCUGUCUUACGUUCAAGAUAACCACUUGUUUUUGUCACAUAAAUACAUAUCAGGUCAAGUGGAACCAUGACUACUGAAAGAUCUUUUGCCGAAGGGAGUCCUGUACCUGGUCCAGUGCCCAAAGAUCAGAUUGUACAGCAUGCGGUUCUGCCCUUUUGCACAUAGGGCCAGACUGGUGCUAAACACCAAAGGGAUCAAACAUGAGACCAUCAAUAUCAAUCUGUCAAAGAAACCUGAGUGGUUCUUUUUAAAGAACCCCUCUGGGCUCGUCCCAACAGUGGAGACAUCUGACGGCGACAUGGUGUAUGACUCUGCAGUCGUGUGUGAAUACUUGGAUGAAGUCUAUCCCGACAAGAAGCUGCUUCCUUCCUCUCCUUUUGAGAAAGCUCAGCAGAAGAUGAUCAUGGAAUAUUUUUCUUCCAAGAUACAGCCAUAUUUCUACAACUACAACUUUGUUGAGAACGAUUGUGUGCUGCAGUUUUUGAAUAAUUUGAUUCUUUGUCCUUUCAGCUGCCUCAGUGACACACCUGAGCUGAAGAAAUGGAUGGAGUCCAUGUUGGAGGACCCUGGCGUCAAAGCUUGCAUGCACCCUGUAGACACUCACAAGGGUUUCUACAAGACCUUCAUAGAAAAAAUCCCAACUAUGACUAAGGAGGAGGAACCAUGACACUUUACACCAUUUUUUUUAAUUAUUAUUAUUAUUUAUUGUUGUGCUGGAGUCAGUGUAAUUGAAAGUUUACUUAAUUUACGAGGAAACAUUUUGUCUUUGUAACCAAAAAAGAAGCUCAAAUGGGGGAAAUGGUUAAUGGAACAUUACAAAUGUAUGCUUUUAUUGUGGGAUGAUGGGGAAAUAGAAAAAAGGGAUUGAGAUAGUUGGAACAACAGGUGUUGUCAUUGCUUCAUGUAAGUGUGCAGCUGUUCUUUCUCCCCCCACAAACACCAAAAUAAAGGCUACAGAUGCUGUUAUGUUGUAUAGAAAGCAAAAUUAUUUUCUCAAGGUUGUGCAGGCUUGGCCUUUGUCUAAACUGGAGUGCUACCAGUCACAAUAUCCAUAAAGCAGCAUGUUAACAUGGAAAAGGCUCAUGAACAUAAUAGCUGCCAUCUGCAUUUCCAGCAAUACACAUGGCCAAGGAAAGAGGUCACUGUUUGGUAAAUGCUUUUUUAUGACUGGCAGUAAUACGUUAUAUACAAAUUUUGUUAAAGUGCUCCAUCUUUCAACUGAAUUGGGCUCACAAAUUUCUUAAUAUUUUUAAUUUGCUUACAUGAUGUCAUUUUUCAAAUGUAAGGGCUUUUUACAAAAUACAUGUUUACAUAAGUAGUGUAGCAUGUCACAACAGUUCUGCAGGAUCAUUUGUUAAAUACAUUGACAUCCUGAAUGAAUACAACUUUGCAGUUAAAAAACUUCAAAAGUACAAUAACAAUAAAAAAAAACUUAAAAGUACUUUUCCACUACUGCAUCUAGUGCAGCAAAUAUUUAAUUAAUGGCACUCUUUGUGAACUUAUAUUAUCCUUGUAUUAAUGGGAAAUGUCCACCAGGUGGAGAUACUGUUACAUUUCAAGCACCUUGAGUACAGGCUGCUGUGGGACACGAUGACAGAACCUGUUGGUUAUAGUAGUAGAUGAAGAAACAUUUAUCAGCAUUUCAAUAACUGCAACUGUUUCAAGUAACCAAUUAUCCCUAAGUAAGUAAA